Molecule: messenger RNA, 3528 nt
Organism: Osmia bicornis bicornis
Lineage: Eukaryota; Metazoa; Arthropoda; Insecta; Hymenoptera; Megachilidae
Product: protein bunched, class 2/F/G isoform-like
Exons: 4
Coding region: 672-2822 (716 amino acids)
Biological process (GO): regulation of transcription by RNA polymerase II
Source: RefSeq, a predicted model, not a curated record
UGUUUAAACAAAGAACAAUAGUGUAAAGGGGAUUGAAGUAAGAACCAUUGGGUUUGUAUCAUCUCUUUGGGACAUAUGUAUAUUCGUUUAGAUAAGGGUCAAAGGAUAGUAGCUAUGCUUAUUUCUCGUAAUGCAGCUACAUCGCGGAUGAAAAUAGAUUUUUAGUUGUGAAGUCACACAGAUGCUCUAGAUAUAAUUCGUGGCAAUUCUGUGAGUGAAUUGGCAGCCAUUUUUAAACUGCUCACUUAGUACAAUAGAGUAGAAAGGAUAUGAAUAAUGAGAAAUCCGAUUGCGAGAUAGUAGCUAAUAUGUAAACGCGUGAUAUUAAAUGUAGCGUAAUCGGCUGUGAAGAAUAUAAAAAGACAAUUCUCCAUUCGUGAAGUGUGGGUAUUCGUUUCGAGUAGACGGUACUCGAGCGAAUGCACUUCCUCCCCGUGAAAUUGAUGAAAUGGUGAACUGUCAACACCUUUGCAAGAUGAGAAUAUGAUUUUCAUUCGAAUUACCGUACAGCGUAAGAAUCGGUUUGUUUAAAGAUUAAUCGUGAAGAUUGUGAUAGAAAGAAAGAGUUCGAAGCCGAAAGGCCCCGGCUAAGAGCGAUGUCGAUUUUACCAUGCAAGAGAACAACGACGAAUGCAAUGAUCGUGGCUCUCGAAUGCUAAGUUCCUAUAAUAAUGGCAGAUAAUGUACACAGAAAAUCGCAUAAGCUAUCGGAUGGUAGUAGAAAAACAUCUAAUCCAGUACAUCGUACGACCACCGAGACAAUUCGGUUAGGAGAGCCCGAGAAACUGUACCAGCCGGUUAGUUUGACCACUUCAAGCAACGUGACGGCGAAUAAUCAGUGUCGGAAAAAGACAUCGUCCUUUCAAAUUACAAGCGUUAGCAGUCGUAUGAGCAAUGAUGCCGGCGAAGAUUCGAACGAUGAUCUGGAUGAAUCCCACACGGAGGACAAUUCGGUUGAACACUCGCGUAUCACUGACAUUGAUAUUGAAACGCCUAGUUACUCGGAAGAUACUUUCUCCAAGGAGGAUGUAUUCUUUAAUACCAGUAACGCUGCCCUCAGUACUGCUCCGGUGAUUCCUACAAGUUCUCAAUACGGUUUGGCAAUUGUACCCUCCGAAGGGAAUAAUGUCAGCAAUUCGGUAAAUGACAGCAAUAUUAAUACUUUGGACAUUACAUCCGUUACCGACAACAAUAUUAUUAAUUUGCUGUCGAGUAAUGCCAAACAAGAUGCAGAUUUACGCGAGGUACAUUCUCAUGGUAGAAACGAAAGAUUUAAAGUGGUUAAAAUUGAAAGUACCGAACCUUUUAAGAGAGGUAGAUGGACUUGUAUGGAUUACUUGGAUCAUACGUCUGUUAAUCAACCAACAGCGAUUAGUACACCAAAAGUAUCGGAUCCAAAUGAGGUGUGCAUAUCGUACGGAGUGACGGAUAGUGGAAUUGUUGUACCAGAUGCACCUAAACAGUCAGUUGUAUCCGAAGACAAAGGUAUAAGUAUCGAUGCUAACGGACAAGUAUCUGCACAUCCAGAUGUGCAUACUUCAAUUGGUGUACCAAGCAAUCCUACAUCGGUUUCCAACGCUAAUUAUGCGGUAAGCAAUUCGCUUCCUCCUAAUGCGCAGCAUAAUCCCACCCAAGUUCAAACACAGACUAAAGUUCAGGCACCUUCGCAAAUUCCUCAAUACUUUCAAUCGUCCGCUCAACAAUUGGCAUCGCAGCAACAACAACAGCAGCAGCAGCAGCAGCAGCAGCAGCAGCAGCAGCAGCAGCAGCAACAGCAGCAGCAACAGCAACAGCAAGGAGGACAAGGUUCUACAUUACCGUCGAAUCUGCAACCUACUCAUCCGAACAAUUUAACUCAGUCUCAGAGUAUGCCGCAGGGUUCUAUUCCUAUUAUAACGCCGACUGGUAAUAGCAAUGUGACUGCUCAACAAAAUAUACCUCAUUCAAAAGAAGAUACAUACGUAACAGUGAGCACACAAAAUCAGUCGUUACCAGUUCAGAAUGUUUGUCAGGCAUCCGUUCAACAAGCACCCGUACCAACAUCAUCCCAGGCACCCAACAUUCUUGUCACUCAACAACAGCAGCAACAGCCGCAACAACAGCAGCAGCAACCUCAACAGCAACAGCAACAGCAGCCCCAACAGCCAUUGCAAACCCAAAAACCAAUGACGCAAAUUUCAGAGCCAUUGACUGCCAUACAAGGAAUGCAGGGCAUCCAAAAUAUUCAUACAGUUCCUCAAACAGGUGCACAGCAAACUUCCUCGACCAUUCACGCUCCUGGAGCACCGGUACAAUCUCAAGUGAUACCGCCGUCUCAAAUGCAACCCCAAACUUCUGGUAGUAAUGCUCAAGUGCAAGUGGCACAGGUGACAGCAAGCUGCCAAAAUGUUGUAGGUGGUAUACAACAGGGAAAUAUAACGUUCCAUCAAACAGAUCCGGAGCAGGACUCCAUUUCAGGCAUUGUAGCUGGAUCCACUACUCAAUCAGCUAAUACAACCCUUUUAGAAUCUUUAACCGAAGUUACUCAAGGCAGUGACGAACACCAUGCCCUCGAAGACAAUGAAAGUAUGUCGGGAACUAGUGCUGUAGCGAUUGAUAAUAAAAUUGAGCAGGCCAUGGAUCUUGUUAAGAGUCAUUUGAUGUUCGCCGUACGAGAGGAGGUUGAAGUUCUCAAGGAGAAAAUAGCAGAGCUCAUGGAUCGUAUUAAUCAAUUAGAAGCUGAAAAUUCAAUCCUAAAAACACAUGCGACUCCAGAAACGUUAGCUCAAUUGAGCCAAUCAACCGCAAAAUUACCCCAAAACAGUUCAGGAAGUGGUCAAUAGUUUACUGUUUAGGAAAUAUAAAUAAUAAUUUAAAUCUGUAAAUUUAAUUUUCUUUCAAAAUGAUAAUCAUUUUGGGAAUAUGUAUUGUUAUGAUCCUAGACAAAAAAAGGACCUAUAUGAGUGCAUGCCAAGACUAAGCAGAGAAUAAGUAACGGAGUUAAUAUUGUUUUACGAUAGAUUCAAGAUUUUGAACAUGUUAAAAGAAAGUAUAUAACAAAUAUGAAAUAGGCAGCUAGACAUUCCUAGAUUAUUUUUCCUAUUACCUUCGCAUUUGGCCAAUUUCAUUCACAAAUUCAACUACAAAAUUGGCAAUUCAACCUUAGAAUUUAAUGUUCCAACCAAAAAGAAAGAAAGAAAGAAAGAAAGAAGGAAGGAGAAAACAUUUGUACGUUUUACAUUACGUGUGAUUUUAUGUUAACACACAUUUUAUCGUCAUUUUCAUUCAUAAAACCAGUCCUUUUUUAUUACGCGAAACUAUGUAAUUUUCACCGUUUAAUUGAACAUCAAGUUUCAUAUUUUAUAAUCUGUACUCGUGUUGUAGUCUGAUUUUCAAAGUUGUAUGUAUUAUAAUCAACAAUGCCAAUAUCCAGGGAAAUAGUUACUACUACUGGUGUGCAUUAAAAGCAAAAAAAAAAAAAUUACAGUUUCCUGUCAACAUUUUAUGUUACAUCUUAAACAUGCCUAAUAAAACAAAUUUUUAAUUGUA